Xiphophorus maculatus (southern platyfish) is the source of this 3186-nucleotide messenger RNA. RefSeq names its product muscarinic acetylcholine receptor M5-like (gene chrm5a). The transcript has 2 exons. The record is from RefSeq and is a predicted model, not a curated record. Gene Ontology annotation, molecular function: G protein-coupled serotonin receptor activity; G protein-coupled acetylcholine receptor activity. NCBI's taxonomy places the organism in Eukaryota, Metazoa, Chordata, Actinopteri, Cyprinodontiformes, Poeciliidae. Gene Ontology annotation, biological process: G protein-coupled receptor signaling pathway, coupled to cyclic nucleotide second messenger; adenylate cyclase-inhibiting G protein-coupled acetylcholine receptor signaling pathway; chemical synaptic transmission. Gene Ontology annotation, cellular component: dendrite; plasma membrane; synapse. The coding region runs from base 549 to 2153 and encodes 534 amino acids.
UGGCAGCAGCCGUGACUUGGCUCCGACAUCAGGCUGUCUCACUGUGCCAUUCUGCUUUAACUUGCCUGAGAGGGAGCACAGUGCAUCUCACUCUGCUCGCUCUUCAAGAAAAAGUUCUGUUCUGCAAUUUCUUUGGCUUCAGUGCAGAUUUGUUUCAAAUUCAUGAAUGAGAAAGGAAGGCAGCUUUGCUUUUAGAGGAGACUUUUUGAAGCUAUUUGGAGAGUGCUCUCCUUACGCAGGGAUGCCCAAAGCGUUCCGCUGUCCAUCCUGCCCUUCAGACUGUUUCUUCUCCCCCUCUCUGUUCAGACUUUCCCCUCCGGAUCCCUUUGGCAUGCAAGGGUCAAGUCAGCAGGAUUUCUCUUCCACCAGAGUUCUCUUCAGCUGUGUUAUGAUCCUGUUCCUCGGUGCCACAAUUGACCCAAAAGCUUCCCAGGCAAAACAAAAGGAUUAACUAUGAACUUUGCUCCCUUGGACAGCCAACACUGAGACCUGAUCAAAGUCAAUUAUGCCUUUGCCUCACAUGGAAGAUCCAAACAUGCUUAUGAUGGAUGGAUGCCUGUAAUAUCCAGAAGACCAUGGAAGGAGAAAACCUAGUUAACUUCACCAGAAAUAACACUACAAAAGACAUCCACCUGGUCACUCACAGUCUUUGGGAGGUGAUUACCAUUGCGACUGUGUCUGCCAUUGUCAGCCUCAUCACCAUUGUGGGCAAUGUUCUUGUAAUGGUCUCCUUUAAAGUCAAUAGUCAACUGAAGACAGUGAACAAUUACUACUUACUGAGUCUGGCAGCAGCAGACCUCAUCAUAGGGGUUUUUUCCAUGAAUUUGUACACCUCUUACAUCCUGAUGGGCUACUGGGCUUUAGGGGACCUUGCCUGUGAUCUGUGGUUAGCAGUGGACUAUGUAGCCAGUAAUGCCUCUGUCAUGAACUUGCUUGUGAUCAGUUUUGACAGAUAUUUUUCCAUUACUCGGCCUCUGACUUACAGGGCCAAACGGACCCCUAGACGAGCUGGAAUUAUGAUAGGUUUAGCUUGGUUGGUGUCUCUGAUUUUGUGGGCCCCACCUAUUCUUUGUUGGCAAUAUUUUGUUGGGAAAAGAACUGUUCCUGAAAGGCAAUGCCAAAUUCAGUUUUUUUCUGAGCCCGUUAUAACGUUCGGGACAGCAAUUGCGGCCUUUUAUAUUCCUGUGUCGGUUAUGACAAUCCUCUACUGUCGGAUCUAUAAGGAGACAGAGAAGAGGACAAAAGAUCUGGCAGAACUUCAGGGUGUUAAUUAUCAAUUGGACUCUGGUGAGGCACAACCUCAGAAGACCAUCAUAAGAUCAUGUUUUAGUUGUAAACUAAGAUCAACUUCACAUGAUCAGAACCAAGCCUCCUGGUCAUCUUCCAGCAGGAGCCAUGCCAAAUCCACUGGAUCCACUAGUGAUGAGUGGUCCAAAGCCGGUCAGUUGACCACCUUCAAUAGCUACGCCUCUUCUGAGGAUGAGGACAGGCCAAUGUCUCCGGUGGGGCGCAAGCCCUCCGUCAGGAAUCAGGCUUGCGAAGCAAACAGAAUCAUUGUGGGAAGUGAGAGUGAGCAGCUCAGCAGUUUUGAUGAUGACAGCUUCUUCCAGGCACAUCCCAAAAGCAGCUCUCAAAAGAGUAGCAAAUGUGUGUCCUACAAGUUUAAACCUGUGCCCAAAGAUGGUCACGUGGAACACCAGAGCAAAAAUGGAAACACCAAGUUGGCGUCCUCAACUUUCUCCUCGGCUGAAUCUAUGAGCGUUCCCUCAACCUCCUCAGUGUCCAAGCCUACAGAUACAUCUCUGAAAAGCCAGAUCACCAAGAGAAAAAGGAUGGUGCUGAUCAAAGAGAGGAAAGCAGCUCAGACUCUCAGUGCUAUCUUACUGGCAUUUAUCCUUACAUGGACCCCUUACAACAUCAUGGUGUUGAUUUCCACCUUCUGCUCAGACUGUAUCCCACUCUCCCUCUGGCAUCUGGGCUACUGGCUGUGCUAUGUCAACAGUACCGUUAACCCCAUGUGCUAUGCCCUGUGCAACAAGAACUUUCAAAAGACAUUCCGCAUGCUGCUGCUCUGCCAGUGGACAAAGAAAAGGAUUGAGGAGAAACUGUACUGGUAUGGACAGAACCCUGCAGUUAACUCCAAGCUCACAUGAUUGACUUUUUUUGUAAGUUCUGGGAUCUUACCAACAAUCUUGGCUUUGUAAACUUGGACUCUACAUGUUAGUGUUAAUCAAUUCAGGUGGUGUCAUGAAGAGUAACUGCUGCUUCAAAAAGAAUGACUAUAUCCAGUGUUUUACAAACAUCACAUUUUUUCACAUUUUGCCAUUUAACUGCAAACUCUAUUGUUUUCCAUUGGGAUAUUUUGUACAAAAAAAAAACACAAAGCAAUUUGUAAUGGUAAGGCAGAAAGACAAUGUUUUAACAAAUUAAAAAAAUAUAAAAAAAAUAAAAACUGUAGCAUGCAUUUGUUUGUCAACAUUUGCUGCUAUAAUGGUCUUUUGGAGAAUGUUUAAACAAUAAUGUAAAUCAAGAGAUGGAAAUUUAUGCACAUUCAAAUGAACUCAAAAGUUAAAGAGAGUACCAAUAAACAUGAGUGUUAAAUUCUUGCCAAAAUGCCUCUUGUGGAUUUAGAUCUGAAGUUUGACUUUGAAAUUCUAACCCAUUAAUAUGCUUUGAUCUAAACAAUUCAACUGUAAUUCUGGUUGCAGGUUUCAGGUCAUCGUUUUCCCAGACGGUAAACCUCUGCUCCAAGCAAGUUUUUCUUUUCUUUUUUUCCUGAUAGGCUUACUUCUGGGAUGGACUUAUAUUUAGCUCCAUUUGACUUCCAAAAAACAUGAUUAAUCCCCAUAGUAUAGUGCUGCUAUGACCACUUUUCUCCAUGGGAAUGAUGUGUUCAGGAUGAUGUGUGGGGUUAGUUUUCUCCACAAUGGUCUGCUGCAACCUACAUGGCUGGUGGCAAACUGGAAAUGUGAGCUCUUACGGCUUUCUGUUAGCAAUAUUUCUUCACCAGUGCUAUCAUACAAACCUCCUAAAUUUUCUCAGAACAUCUCUGUUAAUACUGAGAUUAAAUUACACUAAUUUACUAACUAAGUGACAUUUGAUAGUAGUUGGACAAACUGGAUAUUUCAUAAGAGUAUCAGAGUAAAACAGUAAACAGAGUGAUUAUUGAUGUAUAAAAGAGUAAGU